Molecule: messenger RNA, 4344 nt
Organism: Syngnathoides biaculeatus (alligator pipefish)
Lineage: Eukaryota; Metazoa; Chordata; Actinopteri; Syngnathiformes; Syngnathidae
Gene: ntrk2a
Product: neurotrophic tyrosine kinase, receptor, type 2a
Exons: 21
Coding region: 277-2751 (824 amino acids)
Biological process (GO): trans-synaptic signaling by neuropeptide, modulating synaptic transmission; protein phosphorylation; positive regulation of kinase activity
Cellular component (GO): plasma membrane; signaling receptor complex; axon
Molecular function (GO): brain-derived neurotrophic factor binding; brain-derived neurotrophic factor receptor activity; ATP binding
Source: RefSeq, a predicted model, not a curated record
CGGCGUCCGUGCGUCACCGCAAACGUCACCUUAAAGCCACAGCGGAAGGAAAACAAGAGGACGAGCAAGAGUGUCGCCCUGUGACGUCAUCGUCCGUCACACAAGCCUGCCUGCACACCUCCCGUCGAGGAUUUAUUUGUGUGUGCAAUUGAGCCCCCCAUCCCCACCCCUGCAAACCCGUCCCCUUGACUGGCUGCACUCAUCCCCACAGCCGACCUGGGCUCGGGCCGCGGUGGGGGCUGCUCGGCGCGCCUUGGCUGAGAUUUGUUACCCGACAUGAGCGCACAGGCGGGCGGCGGCGGCGGCGGCGGGUCUCGAAGGUCCCCGUCGCGCCGGUGGAGCUAUCGGGGCUGGAUGGUCUGCCUGUGGCUGGCCCUGAUGGGGCCGGCGGUGGGUUCCGGGGACCCGUGGCUCUCCGCCGAGGCAUGCCCGUCCUCCUGCGUCUGCAGCAACACCAGAAUCUCCUGCGUGGACCCGGAGAAGGGCAUCGGCGUCUUCCCCGUCCUGCAGAGCGAGGCGGAGAUGGAGAACAUCACUGACAUUUACAUCGCCAACCAGAGCGGCUUCUCGUCCAUCAGCGACAAGGACCUGCACUACUACAAGAACCUCCGAAACUUAACGGUGACCAACAGCAGGCUGACGUACGUCUCCAAACUGGCCUUUCAGGACAACGUCAAAUUACAAUACCUGAAUCUGAAAGACAACAACCUGUCGUCGCUGUCCUGGACCUUAUUCCGACACCUCAACAUCUCUUACAUGAUCCUGACAGGAAACCCUCUGCACUGUUCCUGCGAGAACAUGUGGAUCAAGCUGUGGCUGGGAGAGGAGGCCGACACCCAAGAGCUGCGCUGCAUCGAGGAUGGCGGCGGACGCAGCCUGCUGUCCAGACUCAAACUCUCCAACUGUGAGCUUCCCAUGGCGACGCUGACGCCGUCCAAAGUGACCGUCAUGGAGGGCGAGAACAUGCAGCUGUCCUGCGCCACCUCGGGAGUGCCCUCGCCCGACCUCAUCUGGAACAUGGCGCUCGUCACCAGCUACGACAUCGAGACAUCGGGCCAGACCUCUGUGCUACGCUUGUCCAACUUGUCGUCGUUGGACCAUAACAGCAAGAUCAGCUGCACUGCAGAGAACAUCGUCGGCGAGAAGGAGUCCUCGGUGCUGUUGGACAUACUGUUUCCUCCCAACAUCACCAAGUUGAGCGACGCCAUCCCAGAUCACCACUGGUGCAUCCCCUUUAGUGUGGCAGGCAAUCCGGAACCUCAGAUGCAGUGGUUUCUGAACGACAAAGCAGUGACCGAGGACAAAUUCAUCAAGACCAUGAUCUACGAGGAGACUGAGCGCGAGUAUCACGGCUGUCUCCAGCUGGACAGUCCCACGCACCUAAACAACGGCCUGUACACGCUGGUGGCCAAGAACGAGUACGGAACAGACCGCAAGCGGGUCGAGGCCCACUUCAUGCACAAACCCUGGGACGGUGAGGAGUCACACUUGACAGGAACUGAGAAAGAAUCCUACUACUACGACUUCCCCAUAGAUGGCCCCACCGCAGACCCGCCAGAGGACAGAGUCGCCGUGUACGUGGUGGUGGGCAUCGCCGCCGUCGCCUUCUUCGGGUUCCUCAUCAUGUUGGCCAUCCUCAAGUUCGGCGGCAACUCCAAGUUCGGCAUCAAAGGUCCGUCCUCGGUCAUCAGCAACGACGACGACUCCGCCUCGCCGCUGCAUCACGUCUCCAACGGCAGCAACACGCCGUCGUCCUCCGAGAUGGGUCCCGACGCCGUCAUCAUCGGCAUGACCAAAAUCCCCGUCAUCGAGAACCCUCAGUACUUCAGGAGCUCAAACAGCUUGCUCAAGACGGACACGUUUGUCCAGCACAUCAAGAGACACAACAUCGUGCUGAAGAGGGAGCUGGGAGAGGGCGCCUUCGGCAAAGUCUUCCUGGCCGAGUGCUACAACCUGUCACCUGACCAGGAGAAGAUUCUGGUGGCUGUCAAGACUCUGAAGGAGGCCAGCGAAAAUGCCCGGAAGGACUUCCAUCGCGAGGCCGAGCUGCUGACCAACCUUCAGCACGAGCACAUCGUCACCUUCUACGGCGUCUGCGUGGAGAGCGACCCCCUCAUCAUGGUCUUCGAGUACAUGAAACACGGAGACCUCAACAAGUUCCUCAGGGCUCACGGUCCGGACGCGGUUCUCAUGGCGGAAGGCCAGACCACCAGACCGGUGGAGCUGACACAGUCGCAGAUGCUCCACAUCGCCCAGCAGAUCGCGUCUGGAAUGGUGUACCUGGCGUCACAGCACUUUGUGCACCGCGACUUGGCCACCAGGAAUUGCCUGGUGGGCGAGAAUCUGCUGGUGAAGAUCGGAGACUUUGGCAUGUCCAGAGACGUCUACAGCACUGACUACUACAGGGUGGGCGGGCACACCAUGUUGCCGAUCCGCUGGAUGCCCCCCGAGAGCAUCAUGUACAGGAAGUUCACCACCGAGAGCGACGUUUGGAGUCUGGGUGUGGUCCUCUGGGAGAUCUUCACCUACGGCAAGCAGCCCUGGUACCAGCUGUCCAAUAACGAGGUGAUCGAGUGCAUCACCCAGGGCAGGGUGCUGCAGCGCCCCAGGACCUGCCCCAAAGAGGUCUACGACCUCAUGCUGGGCUGCUGGCAGAGGGAGCCGCACAUGAGACUCAGCAUCAAGGAGAUCCACGGCCUCCUCCUCAACCUGGCCAAAGCCUCGCCCGUCUACCUGGACAUUCUGGGAUGAGCGCAACGGUGUAAAAACGACUUUUCGAGGCAAUCCAAAAAAAAAAAAAGGAAAGAAAAGAAAAACACUCCCCCCCAAUUGCCACCCCCCCCCCCUCCUUUAACCCUAUUUCCCAUUCCAUCUUUCCCGGAAAAAGAGGGGAAAAGCUCAUUUCGGGACGCUUUGCUGGACUCGACGGAGUUCUACGGGGAACGCUUCUCGGAGCUUUCCCAUGUAAAUUCGAGACUGGAUGGAGGUUUGCUUUAAUGUGCUUGUGAAGACCACAUGACACCGUGUUGCGACCCCCCCCCACCCCCACCCCUCCAUUAAUCAACCACGCCUACAUAAUGUACACACGCACGCGCUAGUUCCUCGUUCCUCAAGAAAGGGAGAUUAGGGAUGGACAUUCCAGCCAAUCCUCUUGAUCAUUUCAAUAUAUUCCGAUUGAAAAAAAUCAUCAAGUUAUUUUUAAGCCGUUCAUUUGCAUUUGAUUCAUUUGCUCAACACGUUCACCCAACAAAGUGUUCUCAAAGAAAAAUUUGGGGGGGGGGGGGGGACACAUCAAUCCAACUGGAAAGUAACUGUCACGUGUUUAUUUUUUAUUUACCGUAAUUUCCGGCCUACAGAGCGCACCCGGUUAUAAGCCUCACCCAGUACAUUUGGAAAGGAAAUACCAUUUGGUACGUACACAUUGAAACCCACAUUAAAACCCGGGAUAUUAACAAAGACGGUACACAGAGAGUUUAAUGCUAAUGCGAGCGCCACGCUAACGCUAACACUAGCACAAUGCUAACAGGUCCAGUUAAAAAAAAAACUUACCAGUAAAAAUCACUGAGACACAGCAUUUACACGCUAGCGUCACGCUAACAGGGCCGGUUAAAAAGAAACCUACCAAUAAAAAUCACUGAGACACGGCAUUUACACGGUAGCGCAGCGCUAACAGGGCCGGACCGGUAAAAGUCACGUCCUCGGCACAUAUAUUCCACCGGUCUCACUCUUAGCUUUUCCGCUCGAGUGCCCCCUUGCGGCCGUUAGAAAAAAUGCACAAAUUAGCUACAUCACCACAUAAACCACAGGCUUGAAAGUGUGUGGAAAAGGCGCGGCUUAUAGGCUGGAAAUUACAAUAUGUAACAUUCUUAUUAUUACGUAUAUUUUUUUUGUUUGACAGAUUUUGCAUUUGUUAUUGUCUUGGUACAUACAUACGCUGUAGCUGUGUAAAAGCCGCAAUUGCACACAUUGAACGCGAGGUAUUUACAAAGAAAGAUGAUACACAGAGAGUUUAAUGCUAACGCCAUCAUGCUAACACUGACGCUAACACUAGCGCCGUGCUAUUGCCAACGCAGCAUUAACGCUGGCACCGCGCUAACAGGGCCGGUUAAAAAACAAACAUACCAGUAAAAAAUCACUGAGACACGGCUGUUGCACGCUAGCGCAGCGCUAACAGAGCCGGAUCGGGAAAAGUCACGUCCUCGGCACAUAUAUUCCACCGGUCUCACUCUUACCUUUUCCACUUGAGUGCCCCUUGCGGCCGUUAGAAAAAAUGCACAAAUUAGACGCAUAAACCGCAGGGUUGAAAGCGUGUGGGGGAAAAAAGUCGCGGCUCAUAGGCCGGAA